UCCGAGUGAGCGUGCGUGCAGCGCUACACCGACCGCACUACCGCAGUCCGGACGAGACGGUGUACGGCCACGCUACAGCAUAUCGCGCGCGAGUUGCUUGCAACCGACCGACGAUUGACAGACAGACAUCGAGAACUGAUCGAAAAUAGACGUUUUUCCGCGUUACAAGACUGUGGUAUUUUGUUUUUUUUCUCUCGAUUGUUCGUCCCCGUCCGCGUCAGUUCGUCCCGUCCAACCUCCAUAGAAACCGGUGCGCGUCCAGUCGUCAUCAGUUGUUUUUUCUCACCGUUUAUCGCGUUUUUUAUGAGUUAGACUGAUCGGAACACGGGGUUCCCCCGUACCCCCCGAACGGCUUUUUUCCACCUCAUCCGGCUAAUCGCGAUAGGUACACGAGAUAAUAAUAUUAUAAUUUCAUAGCAAACGGCCGUCGAGGUGCCAGGUGCGUUUGUUUUUAUCUAAAUUUUUUUGGAUUUUUCGUUUUUUGUCUUGACCCGACCACAGGUCGGCACAGCACAGCACACCACCACCGUCAAUCGUUAGUACGCUCAUCGGCCGCGCGAUGUUGGUCGCCAUGACUGCGAUGCUCGUGUCCGUGGCAGAGUUCUCCAAUAUUCUGUCUGUUUUAGCCGUGCUCAUGUGCUUCUGCGCCAUGUUCCUGCUGAUCAUGAGGAAUAUGACGGUAUUUUGGCUGCACGGCGAAGAACUAAUGUUUGGUGGUAAUGCAGUACAUCCUGUUCAACAAAGGAUACCACAGAUGAAAAUGAUGAAAGUCCACAUACCGUUCACAUUUAAAUUACACGAGACGUCUAAUUCUUCUUACUCAGAUCUUCGAUGCACGAUCUCAAGCCAAGUACCAUAUACAUUGCAAGCAUUUUGGGGCGUUUCUAUCCGGGAACUUCAUCAUUUCCUGUGGAAGGCAUGGAGCUCAUUUCAGACAGCCGUCAAGGAUGAUUCAUUACUCCGUGGACAUUACCAACAUUGUGGAUUAACUUUGCACGAAACAAGCCAUACCGAAAAAACCAUUCAGAUGUUUAUGCCUGAGGGAAAAUUGGAUUUGGGAACUCCCCCUCGACAUUGCUACCCUUUGGUUAUAUUCCUUAUACGCGACACUCCCGAAAAUUCCACUUUACAUCCAGACGAGACGGUGGCAUUGGUGAAUGUAGUACAUAUCCGGGAUAACGUGUGCACGUUGCCUACAAACAUUUUGGCGCAGUACCUGAAACAAGCAAACGGACAAUUGUCAUCAUUAAAGCAACUUUAUUUGGCCACCGGCAACGCUCUCAGUUACCAAGACGAUGCCUGCAGCGACGACGCGUCACAGAGGGCUGUCGUUCUGGACAACGGCGGUGGCAGCUUGAACACCAGCCAGGAACAGUUGUGCGUCGUGUGCCAAUACUACCCGCUGUCCAGAGCCCUGUUGCCGUGCCGCCACACGUGCAUAUGCGCAUCGUGCUUCGGCAAGCUGGAGACGUGCCCGAUGUGCCGCAGUCCGAUCAAGAGCUACUUCUGCGUGCGCAACGAAGAUUAUUUGGCCGACUGCGCGUUGGGCCUAGAGAAAACGGGAGCGUCGGCCAAACGACAAGCGUUUUCCCAGUGGAUUCAAAAUAGUAUUACGGAAUUUCUCGGCCUACAUUAGGUCUCCACCCACCCACACCCUUGACACCCCGCCAUCCCCCCUCCCUAACCAAUCCCGCCAUCAUCGCCUCCACGAAUCCUGCAUUUCUCCUCCCGCACGGUCCCAUCAUGCUCUUCUUCUAUUUAUUUCUCUUAACUCGAAUCAGCAGUUUACCGUUAACAUAUUGUAUGCAUUUUACCACAUACGCGGUGUAAACAGACACUCACGUACACAUCAACCGGCUUAUGACAACCCUUUAUCGUACACGAAUUAAGAUGUAUGUUCAAUGUACAUCCUACAAUUCCUCCUCUCUCUCUCAAACACACCCCUCUAUAAAAUGUAAAUUACUCAAUAAACAUACGAAAAAAUUGAAAAAUUGAAAAUAAUAUAUACCUCAAACUUAUGUAUUUAUAACGUAGUUUGGCAUAUUCACCCUGAAUGUAUAUUAUGUUUGUGACCCCCUCCUGUCCCUCCCAUUUUAUUUAUUAAGAUAUUAUGCACAAAUAUCAUUAUAUUUAUAAUGCUAUAUAAAUCGGCCUGAACAUGAAGUAUAACCAAAAACACGUUUACCAUGGUGUUGUGAAAUGUCUACAAACAGAAAAAAAUGUUGACAUGUUCACAUUUAGCACGGUGUUGGUGGUGUGAAAUGAUAAGCUAUAUUACUAACUAAAAGGACAUAUUGUGUAGAGACGCUAGUCGAUCAAGUUCUUUGUAUUUCCAGAAUCACGAAACGAACGAAUAUAAUAAUAUUAUUCUCUAUUUUAUGAAUUUAUCACAAUUGUUUCUCCCCUCCCCCCUAUAUAACAUAUCUUUUGUUAUAGACUUAUUUAUCACAGAAAAGUUCCUUAUACAUAAUAUGUGUUAUACUAUAUAAUAUUCGUAAAUAUUUUAUUCUCUCGAAAAGAACUAUACGUACAACACUUAACUGUUUGAAUUUCGAAAUUGCACGAACGUAAAUUUAAAUAAUAUAAUAUUAAAUAACAAUAAUCUUCCAUAAUGUAAUUGUUGACGUGCUAUCGCUCUGCAUUUAUAAACGCUAUUUUUUAUUGUCUUCCGUGUGCAUAAUGUAAUAUUAUAAUGGUUUAUAGUUUAUAUAUUAAACCAUCAUUAUUAUUAUUAUUAUUAUUAUUAUUAUUAUUAUUAUUAUUAUUUUUAUUAUUAUUAUUAUUAUUUUUAUUAUUAUUAUUACAUAUUUAUGUGUGUAUAUUGUGCGGUAACUUGCCCCUCUCCUCAAAAGAAAAAUCCUCGGGUUUAAUAUUUUGAAGAGGUUUAGCUAGAAGCCGAGCAAUCCAAUUACUAUCAUUUUAUAUAUUAUUUUUCAUUAAUUGUAUUUUUUUCCUUUCGUUUUAUAUUAUUAUCUAAAUCUUGUAUUUAUCGAUUUCCCAUUGAAGUAUUGCGUAUGGUCAUAAAGUAUAUGCGACAUUAAUAAUAUGCCGUUAUAUUAUUUUUAUAUUGUAUUUGUAUAAUUGUAAUGAUAAAAUUAUAUUAAUGUAUAACAAAUUAUAUAAUUUAUGCGCAUGCGUAUAUAAUAUAUUUAUAUAUAUACAAAUUCUCAUGUAGUUAAGAAAUGUUGCUCGGCCCUUAUACUCUCUUUUACCGACCUCAAAAUAUUGAAACAAAUGUUUGUGUUUUAGAACACUGACCAUAAUAUUAUAGAGAGAUCCCAUAUACUUAUAUAAGAAACGCACAUAUUAUAAUAUACGAUUACGAUACAUUGAAUACUCCUAGUUGUAUUUGUUGAUCUACAAAACUGUAUUGUUUUAAUUUAAUUUUAGUGUAUACCGUUGAGGUGAAUUUAUAUAAAUAGUUUAAGGUGCAUUAACGUUAAGAAAUUUGCAGUGUUUCCUCUUAUAACGAAGAGAGUCUGUUAAGAUUUUAUGAUAACUUAGUUAUUACCUAAUUUGUUUAUGGUUAAUAUAUUCACUCGGUUGGGCUAAGAUGGCAAUGUACUAAAGUGUUUUGUCGUGAAACAUCACUAACAUAAUUCUAAUUAUUAUGAUUUUUUUUUGUAUGCCUAUAAUAUUGAAUGUGUGAUUGUGAUUAAAUAAAAAUGAUUCAAAUAAC
Molecule: messenger RNA, 3679 nt
Organism: Acyrthosiphon pisum (pea aphid)
Lineage: Eukaryota; Metazoa; Arthropoda; Insecta; Hemiptera; Aphididae
Product: cell growth regulator with RING finger domain protein 1
Exons: 6
Coding region: 560-1636 (358 amino acids)
Biological process (GO): negative regulation of cell growth
Source: RefSeq, a predicted model, not a curated record